CCCUGUGUUACCCCAUUUUCCCCUUGCCAUUCGUUGUUACCCUUGUUACCCUCUGCUCCCCUGUGCUUCCUUGUGUUGCCCUGUGUUACCCUGUGCUACCCUGUGUUACCCUGUGUUAGCUUUGUUACUCUAUGUUUUCCUGUGUUACCCAGUGUAACCCUUGUUAUGCUAUGUUCCUUCAUGUUACCCUUGUUAUCCUGUGUUACCCGUGUUACCCUGUGUUACCCCGUUUUACCCUGUGUUACACCUGUUACCCUGUGUUAUCCUUAUUACCCUGUGUUCCCCCUUGUUACCUUUGUUACCCUAUUUUAUCCCAUGUUACCCUGUGUUACUCAGUGUUACCCUUUGUUACCCCAAGUUACCCUGUGUUACCAUGUGUUACCACGUGUUACCCCGUGUUACCCUUGUUACCCCGUGUUACCUUUGUUACCCCAUGUUACCCUGUGUUACCCUUGUCAUCCCGUACUACCCUGUGUUACCCUGUGUUAUCCCGUGUUACCCUCUGUUACCCCUUGUUACCCUGUGUUAUCUUGUGUUACCCUUGUUACUCUGUGUUACCUUUGUUACCCUGUGUUACCCUGAUUACCCUUUGUUACCCCGUGUUACUUUUGUUACCCCGUGUUACCCUCUUUUACUUCGUUUUACCCUUGUUACCCUGUGUUACCCUUGUUACCCUGUGUUAAUGUUGUUACCCCAUGUUACCCUUGUUACCCCAUGUUACCCUUGUUACCCUGUGUUACCCUUGUUACCCUGUGUUACCCCAUGUUACCCUUUUUACGCUGUGUUACCCUAAUUGCCCUCUGUUACCCCUUGUUAACCCUUGUUACCCUUGUUACCCCUUGUUACCCUUCUUACCCCAUGUUACCCUUGUUACCCCUUGUUACCCCUGUUACCCUUUGUUACCCCUUGUUACCCCUUGUUACCCUUGUUACCCCUUGUUACCCUUGUUACCCCAUUUGUUUUGGCCUUUCAGUUAGAGUAGCAAUGCAAACCCACAGCUCCUCCAAAACCUUUAAGGACACUUUAUUCAUUCACUAGUCUUUCAGGAAUUGAAAUGUAUAACAUGAGUCUUAUUUUCUACUGUGGAUAAAGAUCUGGUCAGGAAUCCCCAAAUUUUGCUCAGCUUCUUUUUAACUAGGUUGUUCAUUUUUACUGCAAAUAUCAUGCUCGCUCCCAAAUUUGUCUUUGAUACCCUAAAACGAAAGGAUUUAAAGAAACGUUCUCUACGUCUGUUUUCCAAGACGUACUCCUUGUUACCCCUUGUUCCCCCUAGUUCCCCAUAUUUACCCCUUGUUCCCCUUUCUUCCCCUUGUUACCCCUUGUUAUUCUUGUUCCCCCUUGCUACCCCUUGUUACCCAGUGUUACCCCUUGUUAACCCUUGUUACCAUUGUUACCCCAUGCUACCC
Messenger RNA from Porites evermanni, 1406 nucleotides. The record is from the annotation of a GenBank genome assembly. Lineage: Eukaryota; Metazoa; Cnidaria; Anthozoa; Scleractinia; Poritidae.